Coffea eugenioides is the source of this 785-nucleotide messenger RNA. RefSeq lists its product as uncharacterized. Gene Ontology annotation, molecular function: acyltransferase activity, transferring groups other than amino-acyl groups. Lineage: Eukaryota; Viridiplantae; Streptophyta; Magnoliopsida; Gentianales; Rubiaceae. Bases 73 to 675 code for a protein of 200 amino acids. The transcript has a single exon. The record is from RefSeq and is a predicted model, not a curated record.
UAUUACUAAGAUUUAAAAAAAAAAGGGAAAAUUCAUUUGUCUUCAAUUCUUCCAUCAUCAUCAACCAAAUUUAUGGAGCAGGUACACCAAAAAAUGGAAGAAGAUGUUCGGUUAAGUUCAGAAAGUACUACGGAAGUUGAAGAUGAUUAUUCAGACAUCAGACUUAGGCUGCCGGACUUAGCAGAUGCUGAUGAUUUCAUGGAGUGGCUUACAGAUGAAAGAGUGAGCAAAUUCUGCUCUUGGGACUGUUACACAUCCAAAGAAGCUGCCAUGGAUUAUCUUGCCAACGAAGCUAUUCCCCAUCCAUGGUACAGAGUAAUAUGCCUGAAAGAUAAGCCUAUUGGUUCAAUUUCUGUGGCUCCAUUCCGCGGUGACGAAAUAUGCAGGGGUGAAAUUGGGUAUGUAUUGGCAUCCAAGUAUUGGGGCAAAGGAAUUGCUACUAAGGCGGUGAAAAUGGUGGCUUCCACGAUAUUUGUCGAGUGGCCGCAUCUGGAAAGGCUCGAAGCUCUUGUGGACGUUGAAAAUAUGGGAUCCCAGAAGGUGAUGGAAAAGGUUGGAUUCAGCAGAGAAGGUGUUCUGAGGAAGUAUUGUCUUCUCAAGGGCAAACCGAGGGACAUGGUUAUGUUUAGUCUUCUGUCUACUGAUCCCCAAGUCAAUUAUUUUAUGUAUGAUUGAAUUAGGCAUCCAAGUGAAUCAGGACGGGAGGCAAUUGUUCAUAGAUAAUGUAGUUUGAUUAUCAGUGUAUGAAAAAUAUGUAUAAUUUAAUGGUGACCUAACUUUCUUUA